AUGAACCUGACAGAGUUUAACCAGUCUGAUCGCUGUGAGCAUUUCUCCUGUCCAGAGAGAUCUGUAUCUCUUGCACUUUAUAUCUUACUGUACAUGUGUUCAACUGCUGUGCUUCUGCUUACAAUCUGUGGAAAUCUGCUCGUCAUCAUCUCUGUUCUUCACUUUAAGCAACUUCACACACCAACGAACAUGCUUGUGCUCUCUCUGGCUGUGUCAGAUUUUCUCAUUGGUGUUUUGGUGAUGCCGCCAUUGUUUAUCUGGACAAUUGAGUCAUGCUGGAUAUUUAAUACAGGGCACUGCAUGUCUUUGAUGAUCACUUCUUUUUUUCUAGGAAACCAGACCAUCUAUAACAUUGCUCUGAUAGCUGCAGAUAGAUAUUUGGCUCUCUCAAAUCCAUUUCUCUACACAAAUACAGUGAAUGUAAAAAUUAUGUGCAUUAUAGUUUCUACUAACUGGUCUGUAUGUCUUGUAUAUAAUAUACUAGUCUGUCAUUUUAGUGGGAGUUUCACAAGUUCUGUAAUGUGUCCUGGAGAGUGUUUCUCAGUUCCCAAUGAGGUUUGGACUGUAAUUGAUCUUGUAUAUUCAUUUAUAUUUCCACUUUCUGUCAUAAUCAUAUUGUAUACUCAAGUCUUUGUGAUUGCUAAGAAACAUGCCACUGCUAUCAGAGAGCUUAAUAAUCACACACGACCUAAAAUACAGAAAAUCAGCUCACAGUCUGUGAAAUCUGAGAGAAAAGCAGCUAAAGUCCUUGGCAUUUUAGUGUCUGUAUUUCUGGUGUGUUUACUUCCAUAUUUCAUUUACAGUUUAUUAGGCAAUGUUAUCGACCUACAGCCAGAAAUUUCUCAUAAAGUCCUUGUUAUAAUGUAUUUAAAUUCUACAAUUAAUCCAUUUAUUUAUGCUCUGUUUUAUUCAUGGUUUCGAAGGUGUGUUAAAAUAAUUAUUACUAUGCAGGUUUUCCAAACAGACUCUGAAUUAAUCAAUGUAAUUUUAUGA
Clarias gariepinus (North African catfish) is the source of this 993-nucleotide messenger RNA. RefSeq names its product trace amine-associated receptor 13c-like. Bases 1 to 993 code for a protein of 330 amino acids. NCBI's taxonomy places the organism in Eukaryota, Metazoa, Chordata, Actinopteri, Siluriformes, Clariidae. The transcript has a single exon. Gene Ontology annotation, cellular component: membrane. Gene Ontology annotation, molecular function: trace-amine receptor activity. The record is from RefSeq and is a predicted model, not a curated record. Gene Ontology annotation, biological process: G protein-coupled receptor signaling pathway.